Cicer arietinum (chickpea) is the source of this 732-nucleotide messenger RNA. Lineage: Eukaryota; Viridiplantae; Streptophyta; Magnoliopsida; Fabales; Fabaceae. The record is from RefSeq and is a predicted model, not a curated record.
UAACCAAAUAGGCAAUAUAGAAGUAUUAUUCGAAGCCAAAUGAGGAGUGGUGCAAGGAGUACUUCUGAGGUAGACAAGAAGGUUCAUAGAGAGUUUCCUCAUUGGUUCCGCAAUCGUAUUUGCAACAAUCUCGACAACAUUAGUGGAUCAGAUAAAAAUGUUCUCGUUAGUCUUGCUCAAGGUCCUUCUGAUAAAGUUAGAAGGUUCACUGCAUUUAAUGUCAAUGGUUUCAAAUUUCGAACAUUGGCACGAGACAAUUUAUUAAAAACUCAAAAUAGUGGAGUUUUUGGCAUGUUCGGAACACGAAGUUACUCAAGCAAUAGUGAUGCCCAAAUGAGAUUUGGAGGAGUGCCUUACUAUGGAAGAUUGAUAGAUAUCAUUGAGGUUUCCUAUGAUGGCUUCAAAGUGCCCAUACUAAUACAUACUGGGGAGCAUGAAGAUGAUGAGCCAUACAUUAAAGCGUCAGAAGCUCAAAUGGUUUAUUAUGUGGAUGAUGAAAAGGAACAAGGAUGGAGCAUACCUAUUCAUUUAAAGCCACGAGACUUGUAUGACAUGGGUGGAGAUGAUGAAAUUAUGGCCCCGAUUGAACCAUACCCAUCUCAAAAUUUGGAACACAUUUUUUCUAAUGAAACCACACAUAUACAAUUGGCAAGAAUGACUACAGAUGAUGAUCCUGAAACUUCAACUUUUAAUGAUGAUUUUGAUGACAACAAUCAUGAUAUGAAUUUAUGA